This is a messenger RNA of Medicago truncatula (barrel medic), 2816 nucleotides long. Its product is annotated as G-type lectin S-receptor-like serine/threonine-protein kinase At1g67520. Gene Ontology annotation, molecular function: ATP binding; protein serine/threonine kinase activity. NCBI's taxonomy places the organism in Eukaryota, Viridiplantae, Streptophyta, Magnoliopsida, Fabales, Fabaceae. The record is from RefSeq and is a predicted model, not a curated record. Gene Ontology annotation, biological process: protein phosphorylation. Gene Ontology annotation, cellular component: plasma membrane.
UGCAAGAGCUGAGUAUAUUUCUCUCUUUUUUUUGAAAAAAUAUUCAUCGAUCAUGAUAAGCUUUAAAAUAGAGAAACAAGUUGUAUUGAUAUACUUAUGGUUGUGGUGGAUUACUACUACUAAUAUUUGUGUUAAAGCUAUGAAAGAUAGUUUAAGGCCAGGUGAUACAUUGAAUUCCAAUUCCUCUCUAUGUUCUAAACAAGGCAAGUAUUGUCUUCAAUUCAGCAACACUAUGGCCAUUAUAACAUACCGUUGUUUGGUUAUAAGUACUGAUAACGACACAAGAGUGUGGAUGUACGAUAGAAAUCAACCCGUAGACGUAAAAUCAGCAGUUCUAUCACUAGACUACUCUGGUGUGCUCAAAAUAGAAUCUCAAAAUAGGAAAUUACCAAUAAUCAUUUACUCUUCACCUCAACCUACCAACAACACUAUGGCCACUAUUUUAGACACGGGUAACUUUGUGCUUCAACAACUUCACCCAAAUGGGACAAAGAGUAUAUUAUGGCAGAGUUUUGAUUAUCCCACAAAUGAUUUGAUCCCAACGAUGAAGUUGGGAGUUAAUCGAAAAACUGGACAUAAUUGGUCAUUGGUUUCAUGGAUGACUCCUAUUCUUAUAAAUUCAGGUGAGUUUAGUCUUGAAUGGGAACCAAAACAAGGUGAAUUGAACAUCAAGAAACGCAGCAUAGUGUAUUGGAAAAGUGGAAAACUUAAAAGCAAUGGAAUAUUCGAGAACAUUCCCGCGAAUGUUCAACAUAUGUAUCAGUACAUUAUUGUCUCUAACAAGACGGAAGAGUCUUUCUCUUUCGAAGUUAGAGAUGGAAAGUUAAUGCAAUGGUACCUAUCCCCGAAGGGGAGGUUAGUAGGUGAUGAUGGAUAUAUUGCUAAUACAGAUAUGUGUUAUGGAUAUAAUAAUGAUGGAGGGUGCCAAAAAUGGGAGGAUGUACCAACUUGCAGGGAACCUGGUGAGAUGUUUCAGGAAAAGGCGGGAAGACCAAGCACGGACAAUUCAACGUGGUGGUUUGAACGGGAUGUGACUUAUAGUUACAGUGAUUGCAAGAUGAGAUGUUGGAAAAAUUGUAGCUGCAAUGGAUUCCAAGUAUUGUAUGAUAAUUUGACUGGAUGUAUAUUCUAUUUAUGGAAUUCGACACAAGAUGUUCACAUGGUUCCGAAUACCUUUUACACCUUGGUAAAGCCAACAAAAUCAACUCCGAAUUCCCAUGUCAAUGCAGGUAGAAGGUGGAUAUGGAUAGGUGCUGCAAUCGCAUCUGCUUUACUCAUAUUAUGUCCACUCCUUUUAUGCUUAGUCAAAAAGAAACAAAAAUAUGCACUUAAAGAUAAGAAAACUAAAGAUUUGGCGGAUUCCAAUAAAUCAUAUGAUAUCAAAGAUCUUGAAGACGAUUUCAAGGGACAUGAUAUAAAAGUUUUUAACUUUACAUCAAUUUUGGAAGCAACUAUGGAGUUUUCCCCAGAAAACAAAUUAGGACAGGGAGGCUAUAGACCUGUUUACAAGGUGAUUUUAACCUAUUUAUUUGUGAUUACUUCAAAUCCAUUAUUUUAUUCAAAGUUUGAUAUUGUAACUACAAAAAGUGUAUUUUAUGCUAAGAACCAAAAGAAAAGUAUUUACAGAAAUGCAAGUAAAUUUUUUCCUUUUGUUUUACGAUGUCAUGGAAUCUUGGCAACAGGGCAAGAAGUUGUUGUAAAAAGACUCUCAAAAACAUCUGGACAAGGAAUUGUGGAAUUCAAAAAUGAAUUGGUAUUGAUAUGUGAGCUUCAGCACACAAACCUUGUACAACUACUUGGUUGUUGCAUUCAUGAAGAAGAAAGGAUUCUAAUUUACGAAUACAUGCGAAACAAAAGCUUCGAUUUCUAUCUAUUUUAUUGUACAAAAAAGAAGUUGCUAGAUUGGAAGAAGCGUUUGUACAUAAUAGAAGGAAUUGCUCAAGGAUUACUUUAUCUUCUUAAGUACUCAAGACUCAAAAUCAUUCAUAGAGACUUGAAGGCUAGCAACAUACUUCUUGAUGAGAAUAUGAAUGCAAAAAUUUCUGAUUUCGGUAUGGCAAGAAUGUUCGCCCAGCAAGAAUCAACCGUUAACACGAAUAGGAUUGUUGGGACAUAUGGAUACAUGUCUCCAGAAUAUGAUGAAGGAAUUUGUUCAACAAAGUCUGAUGUAUAUAGCUUUGGAGUGUUGCUUCUUGAAAUUAUUUGUGGAAGAAAAAACAAUAGCUUUUAUGAUGUUGAUCGCCCACUAAACCUAAUACGACAUGCAUGGGAGCUAUGGAACGAUGGUGAGUAUCUACAAUUAUUGGAUCCAUCAUUAAAUGACACUUUUGUUCCCGAAUAAGUGCAAAGGUGCAUUCAUGUUGGUCUCUUAUGUGUUGAGCAUUAUGCAAAUGAUCGUCCAACAAUGUCUGAUGUUAUAUCAGUGUUAACAAACAAAUAUGAACUCACAACCAUACCAAAAAGACCAGCAUUCUAUGUUAGAAAUGAGAUAUUUGACGGGGAAAGUACUUCAAAAGUGUCUGACACAUAUUCUAUGACAGGGAUUUCUACCUCAUGUGAAGUAGAAGUGAAAAUAUAAGUAAUCGAUAUAUAUUGGUAAAAAAUUUCAAGCUAGAGUGUAAGUAAAGAAAAGGCUUGGAUAUGGUUUUAGUUUAUGAAAUAUACUCAUUUUAUGUGUGUGUAAAAAUGUUCUCGAAAUGGUCCUUAUAGUUUAUUUUAGAUUUUUCAUUAUCCAUGAUAUAUCCCUGUUUCUGCCAUUGAAAAAGCAUACCACCAAUCACAAAAAAGGUAACUUCUUUUUAGUUUAAUUGCUAUCA